Drosophila willistoni is the source of this 4031-nucleotide messenger RNA. RefSeq lists its product as uncharacterized. The record is from RefSeq and is a predicted model, not a curated record. Gene Ontology annotation, cellular component: nucleus. The transcript has 6 exons. Gene Ontology annotation, biological process: regulation of gene expression. The coding region runs from base 1 to 3894 and encodes 1297 amino acids. Lineage: Eukaryota; Metazoa; Arthropoda; Insecta; Diptera; Drosophilidae.
AUGACGGAAGUCGAUGUGGUCUUGCCAGAGGGCGUGGCGGAGCCUACAACAAAGCUAGCCAGCUCAACAGAAGACUCAAAGAAAUCAGCAUCAUCACCAGCAGCAGCAGCACCACCCAAGACCACCACCCCACCACCAACAACAGAGACAGAUGAAAAUGAACAACAAAAGUUAAGAAGAAAAUCCACAACAGAUUCCAUAGAAGGUGCAGAUGGAGAUAAAGAUGGAAAUAAUAAGAAGCAGGACGAAAACGAUGAGAAGGACGAGACAGCCAAGGAGGAGACGUCAGAGGAGGUUAUUGAUGAUGAAAAGAAGGACGGUGAUGAUGAUGCCGUCAUAAAGAAAGAUGGUGUCAAGGAUUCUACAGAUUUGCUUAAAAAAGAUGUUGCCGAGGCCUUGCCAAAAGCUCCUCAACCAAGCGAAUCUAUGGACGUUGAUGAAAGUGUUUCCGAUAAGGCCGAAAAUGAUGAAGCAAGAGAGGUGGCCGAUGCCGAUAAGGAAUCAGCAGAUGCCGAGGUAGAGCCAGAACCAGAGGCGGAACCGGCGGAAGGCGAGGAUGAAGACUCACAGAUUACCACCAGUAGUACGAAAGAUUUAAAAGCUCAGGAAGAUGAGGAAGAAGAGGAUGAAGGAAUGGAAGUCGAUGAGGAAGUCGCCACCAAUGGUGAUCAUGAUCAUGGCGCAACAGCGGAUGUGGAAGCUGAAGCUGAGACAGAAGAAAUUGAAGAAGAAGAUGAGCUAGAUAAAAUAGGCAGCACAGCUGAGAACAGUUGUGAGGCAGAAGAUCCACUUGGAGCAGCGACAACUGGGUCAACGGUUGAUACUGAUCCAGCAGCUGCAGUAGACGAAAGCGAGAAAAAGAAGGUUGUCGUCGUUGUGGAUGUUGACAAGGAGGAAGCGGAAAAGUUAACCAAACAAACAAAGGAAACAGUUAAUGGCUUUGUUGCCAGUCCCAAGGAGACAAGGAAAGAGAACGGUCAGGCCAGUCCAGCCGAAGCCAAGGACAGUGUGGUCAAUUUGGACGAGGAUAGUGAUGAGGAGGUAACAAUUACUGCUAAGAAGAAAAGUGAUGUCGUCAUUGUCAGCGCUGGUGGUGGUGGUAAACAGACUAUUUCCGCGCCGGCUUCAUCGUGUGGAGCCGAAUCCUCGGAUGAUGCUGUACUCAUACCCUCCGAUUCGGAAUCUGAGUCGGCAGCACCAGCAUCAAAUCCGCCAGCAACCAGCCAAUUAGUAGUCAAGCCAACUCCGCCUCCAUCCCUGCCGCUAACAGCAGCAGCAUCCAAUCAUCAUCAUAAUAACAAUGACGACGACGAUGAUGAUGACGAUGAUGACUGUGUGGUUAUUGAAGAUGAUUCGCCUCCUAGCAAUCAGCCCUUGGCAUUAGGCAAACGUAAAGCCAUUGAUUUGGAUGACUUGCAGGCGAAUAGCAAGCGGCAACGCAGCUCCACACCCUCAGGAUUGGGACAGUUGACAAUUAAGGAUGCUCGCUCCCUGAUGCCGCAUGAUCUGACAGCGUCUGUUGGCGGUGGUAAUGCCGGUGCUGGUAUCUAUCCUGUUACAAUAACCAAUGCGGUGACUGGAGCAGCCACCAAUUUGGGUGUAGCCAAUCCACCGAAACUAGUGCCGAUGGGCAAUAGUGCCGGAGGAUUAAAUGCUGCGGCGUCUCAACUAAACACUCCCACUUUGACGCUGACUGGCGGAUUGCCCAGUAUGACUAACAAUGCCAAUCUUCUGCCUGGUCUUACCGAUGAUAUGUUUGUCCUUGAGGCGCCAUCAUUUAUUGUGCCCUACAUCUAUGAGAAGCCGCCGCAUGAUAACAUACGGGAAGUCAUCAAGGCCAUCGAAGCUAAGUAUUCUCUGUCGCCCGAAGAUCUAGCCGAAGCGGUCAAGGGUGAUGAGUUCGAUAUGAUGACGGAACAGAAUAAAGAGGACAAACCAUUGGAUCAGCAGCAGCAGGAGGCAGCAGCUGGCAAAAAGAAAAAGAAGCGCGGUGACGAUGAAUCCUGGUCCGAGCAAUCGGAUGAUGAUGACGAUGAUGAAGAUGACGAUGAUUCGGAAUCGGGUGUACGCACCAAGGUUCUCAUUAAAGAGGCCAACGAUGAUCUGACUGCCCUCAAGGGAGCCAUUAAACCGGCUGCUGCUCUGGCCGCAUCAGGAGCAAAUGCCGGCAAUUCCACAAAUAAGCCUGGGCAAGAAAACUAUUUUGAGAGCCCGCUGGGAAUGUUUUUUAUGGAUAUUGGAGUGGGUCAGGUGCAGGAGUUCGUUCAAUCCGAUCUGUUGCGUCUUCAGAAACGUAAAAUGCGUAAAUCUCUGUCUCGAGAUCCCAAAGAUUUCGAAAUGGCCAUCAAUGCGCUGUCGGGUAAUCUGCAGGCAUCUAAAACGAAGAAUGCUCCCUUCAAGUUUACCAUGAAACGUUGUGAAUUCUGCAAUUUCAAAUCCGAAUCGGCUCUGUCCAUGGCCAAUCACUACGAGACGCCGCAUAUGAAUGGUGUACUCUAUAAGUGCAAUUUCUGCACAUUUGAGAUCCGCAAUGCCAACGAGAUAGUUUAUCAUAUGGAGGCAGUGCAUAAUAUCAAGGCGCGCCUGAUUAAACCUCUGCCGUAUCAUCAGUGUCCGAACUGUGGAUUCGAGGAUAAUGGCAAGGCCAAGUUAGCCCGCCAUCAGCCUGUGUGUGCAAAGAAAUUCCGGCCGGAAUUGAACCUGGCUCCGCCCAAUGAUUGGGAGGCGCCUGCCAAAAUACCACGCAUCAAGCCGCGGCAUGGAUUGGUUGGAACAGCCACAGCCUAUCAGGCUAUGGCCGCCCAGGCAGCUGCUCAGAAAGCUGCUUUGGCCACAAUCCAACAACAGCAGGCCCAGGCACAGGCCAGGAAUAUGCAGGCUGCCGCUUUGGCUGCUCAAAAUGCGGCCAAGAUACGACAAAGAGCUCCUCAGUUGCCCAAAUCUCUGCCAGCGGGGAACAGUUUAGUACGCAAUCCGGCGGCGCCGGUGCGUGGUGCUGUUGCCAAUGCAGGAGGACUAUCGCUGCCCAAUAGCUAUCAGUUGGCUGCCGGUCAGCUGGUACAGCAGGCCUCCAAGAAGCCCAUGGCCGGACAGCCAAGCAUCUCAAUAACGCCAUUACCUCGUCAAAGUUCGUCCGCUGGUGGUAUUGGAGGAGCAGGGGGUAGUGGUUCAACUGCCGCUUCUUCAUCCACUAAAGUGCCAGCCGGGGCAACGGGCAUGAAGCCCGGCCAAAGUCCCAGCGGCAAUAACAAGGCUCAGUUUGUUAUAUGCGAGAUAUGCGAUGGUUAUAUCAAGGAUUUGGAACAGCUACGCAACCACAUGCAAUGGAUGCAUAAAGUGAAGAUACAUCCGAAAAUGAUAUAUAAUAGGCCGCCAUUGAAUUGCCAAAAGUGUCAGUUUCGUUUCUUUACGGAUCAAGGUUUAGAGAGACAUUUGUUGGGCUCACAUGGCUUGGUCACAAGUUCAAUGCAGGAGGCUGCCAACAGAGGCAAGGAUGCGGGUCGCUGUCCUGUUUGUGGAAGGAUGUACCAAUGGAAAUUACUGAAUCACGUAUCGCGCGACCAUCACAUGACCCUAAAGCCUGCACACCUCUCCUACAAAUGCACCGUAUGCACGGCCACCUUUGGAAUGUACAAACAGUUUGAAACGCAUGUAUAUACGGCGCAUAGUACUGUGGCACGCAAGGCCAUGGAUAGCAAGAAGAAUAGCAGCGGCAGCAGCAGUUCCGCGCAAUCGAGCGGCGGCGGCUCCGGCUCUGGACUCUCACGUAAUUCCCUGGGAGCGGCCAAUGAUUCGCUAUUGAAGCCAUUGAAAAUCAAUGAUGAAAUUACUAUCAUACCACAGCCUGCAUCGAAGCCACGCAUCACAAAUAUGGAGAGUCAUGUUAUAGAUUAAGGAUAGCGCAUUGGAUCAACCAAAAACCUAAUCUCUCAGCGCUUUAAGUUAAUGGUUCUAUAUAGAUUAACAAAUACGUUUGAAGGAUUGUAUAAAUGAUGCGAUAAAUAUAUAAAUCUAAACCCUUUUAACUUUAA